Caenorhabditis elegans is the source of this 1660-nucleotide messenger RNA. It is a transcript of the gene F15D4.5, whose product is annotated as CCHC-type domain-containing protein. The coding region runs from base 55 to 1530 and encodes 491 amino acids. The record is from RefSeq and is marked reviewed. NCBI's taxonomy places the organism in Eukaryota, Metazoa, Nematoda, Chromadorea, Rhabditida, Rhabditidae. The transcript is spliced from 7 exons.
ACUGCGGCCAUUUAUCGUCAGAACUAGCUAUUCCAGCACGGAUUUCGAGUCAAAAUGCCAAAAAAACAACGAGAAAAGGCCGGAAAUCAUACCAUCAACAUGGAUCCUCGUGCCAAACCGACUCAAGAAUCUGGAAAUCAAUAUUACCAACAAAAGGAGGAUGAAAAUCAUCAUAUCUUCGCAGAAGUACCCACGAAAGGAAUUUCCUGUGAAAAUACCAUCCCCGAGGCGAUCUUAGACGAAGAAAAAGAGACGAGAGAAGACCCCCAAUUCAUCAGCGAGAUGAUAGAGCAACGCGGAACUACGAAUACCAACGCAGCAAGCGAAACGGCUCGUCACUACGAGAUGGCGACCAUAUCGAUCGAGAAAGAAACCGACCAGCCGGCAGAAAUCUCCGAGCCGCUGCAAAAACCCGCUGAACUCUUUCCAAAACCUCCGCCGAUGAGCAUCCAUUCCGAUAACUCCUCACCGCUAAAGGUAGACGACAAACUCUCCGACAACUCCGAAGACCACAAUUCCAUCUUCGAGUGUACUCCAGAGAAACUACUACCCACUGAUCAUCCGAAAACGGACAAAGUACCAUCAAAGGUCGUCGAAACCUCCAUCAAAACCAUCGGGAAGGCAAAAGCUCCACCAUUCGAAGAUAGAUGGGCAAUUAUUACCAACAAACUGGAAGAGAGAAAUAAAGAUGUGGAGAAGCUUACCACCAAACUCAACCGCGUCGAACAAGCCCAUCAAAAUACCUACGAGUUGAUUACCAAAAUCGAUAAGACUGUCAUCGACAACAUCAGAUGUACGAAGGACGUCGCCAAAAUUGUCAAACAGUUGGUCGAGAAUAUUAAUAGUACCCACGCUGUCAAUAAGGAAAUUCAAAACGACAAGAAUUCCACCUUGGCAGAAGCUAAACGUACUAUCACCCUCGCCAACAGUACAAUCAACUCGAACAAGGAUUGGAAUAAUAAUACCCAAGAAGCCAUCAAUCGCCAUGUGUGUCACCUCUCCACCAUUUUACCACGAAUGGAAGCUGCUCUGCACCAACCAUCGGGAUAUUAUGUGCAAUACCAACAAGAGAACCCAGUGACCAAACAAGGAAAUGUGGCUCCAAAAUGGAACGAAUACAAUCCACCAAAAGACGCAAUUGAGAAUACCAACAAGGGAGUCGAGAAUACCUGCGCAUUCUGCGGUUUGAAGAACCAUACCAGCGAGCAGUGUAGAAGAGUAUCAACAUGGUUCGAUCGACGAGAAAAACUCACCGAGCAAAAGAAAUGCCACCAAUGUUUGGAGGUAUACGAAACCGUAGAAUUUUGCGGAACUCGAGAUAACCACACCAACUGUCCAAUGGAGAAUACUUUCUGCAAGUACUGCAAGACGCUAAAAGGGAAUCAACCCGGAUGGAAAGAAGCAGCGGCACACCAUCCAGCCGUCUGCGAGCAUGCUCCAAAAGAGCACAAUACCCACGAACCUCCGAUGAAAAAAGGAAGAAUCAUGUCGAAGAGAACCACUUCCAACAGAGGAGGACGUCAAACAUAAAUACCUCCUACCAUCAGUUCCAAUACCAUCUCUUCGUACCAUCACUCCUAUUACCAUCGCUAUUACCAUCGCUAAUUACCUUGAUAUACCCUCAGUUGAUUGCAUUUUUUAAAUAAAAAAUUGCUUGUUG